Molecule: messenger RNA, 1236 nt
Organism: Arctia plantaginis
Lineage: Eukaryota; Metazoa; Arthropoda; Insecta; Lepidoptera; Erebidae
Source: the annotation of a GenBank genome assembly
AUGUCGAAGAAUGGCGAAGUGUCAGCAAACCAAGGUCCAAGCAGACCAACUAUGCCAAAACCCGAAUUGAAUUUAUUUGGGGUGGAAAAACGCAAGGGAUUAAAUCUACAUUUAGGAGGAGGUUCAUCUAGUGAUGGUGCAGCUUUCAUGCCUUUUACUGCAAACCCUGCUCCAGUUCAAAGACCUCGAUUGCCUUCACGAACUAUAAGAGAUGUAUUGCCUGAAAACACAAGAGACAGAUGUAGGAUAUAUCCAUCUAUGCAGUCAUCAGGGAAAUUGCAACUGUCUGCUACUGAAGUGUAUGAUUUCACUGCAGAUGACUUACAAGAUCUUGGAGAAAUAGGAAGAGGAGCUUUUGGAGCUGUAAAUAAAAUGGUUCACAGAAAAACAAAUCGUGUAAUGGCUGUAAAGCGCAUACGCUCCACAGUUGAUGAGAAAGAGCAGAAACAAUUAUUGAUGGACCUGGAAGUUGUCAUGAAAAGUAAUGAUUGUGUAUUCAUAGUGCAGUUCUAUGGUGCACUUUUCAAAGAGGGUGACUGCUGGAUCUGCAUGGAGUUAAUGGAUACAUCUUUAGACAAAUUUUAUAAGUUUAUAUGUGAAAGGAUGCAAACUCGAAUACCUGAAACUAUCUUAGCUAAAAUAACACUUGCAACAGUCAAAGCUUUAAACUACUUAAAAGAAAAAUUAAAAAUUAUUCAUAGAGAUGUUAAACCGUCAAACAUAUUAAUGGAUAGAAGAGGAAACAUAAAACUUUGUGACUUUGGCAUAUCUGGGAAACUUGUGGACUCAAUAGCGCGCACACGUGAUGCUGGUUGCAGACCUUACAUGGCACCAGAACGUAUAGAUCCUGGGAGAGCGCGAGGCUAUGACGUACGGUCAGACGUGUGGUCGCUCGGUAUCACACUAAUGGAGGUCGCGACCGGCGCAUUCCCUUACCCCCGCUGGGGCUCUGUGUUCGAGCAGUUGCAACAGGUCGUGCAAGGCGACCCACCUAGACUCACAAAUACCAACAACGCAUUCUCUAACAAUUUCGUCAACUUUGUCAAUACUUGCCUCAUAAAAGAAGAAAAUCAGCGCCCAAAAUAUAACAGGUUAUUGGAGCAUCCGUUUAUCAAAGGCAUUGACACGAGUCGGGCUGAUGUUGCUGCCUAUGUUUGUGAAAUUUUAGAGGCUAUGGAACGCAACGGAGUCAGUCCCUUCACCACAGACCAGCCUGCACAAGCUUGGGUUGAUUAA